Messenger RNA from Trifolium pratense (red clover), 1587 nucleotides. RefSeq lists its product as uncharacterized. NCBI's taxonomy places the organism in Eukaryota, Viridiplantae, Streptophyta, Magnoliopsida, Fabales, Fabaceae. Bases 1 to 1587 code for a protein of 528 amino acids. The transcript is spliced from 3 exons. The record is from RefSeq and is a predicted model, not a curated record.
AUGCCUCCUCGCAACGCUCCCGAUCCUGUUCUUGAUAACUCUUCUCCCUACUUCGUUCAUCCUGGUGAUGGACCUAGUUCUGUGGUAGUUACGCCACUUCUCACCGGUUCUAACUACCAGUCUUGGGCGUGUUCGAUGAAACGUGCGUUAGGAGCUAAGAUGAAGCUCGAGUUUUUUGAUGGUUCUCUUCCUAUGCCUGAAGAUGACUUUUAUCCUGCGUUUCUUGUUUUUCUUGAAAACGCCAUUGACAUUUGGAACGAUCUUCGUGAACGCUUCUCUCAAGGUGACUUGAUUCGAAUUUCUGAAUUGCAACAAGAAAUUCAUGCUUUGAAGCAAGAAAAUCGUUUUGUUAUUGAUUUCUACUCUGAUCUCAGAGUUCUUUGGGAAGAAUUGGAGCUGUAUCUUCCUUUUCCUACUUGUACUUGUCGCCAACGAUGUGCUUGUGAGGCUAUGCGUUCUGCACACAGGAAUCACACUCUUCUUCAAACAAUUCGUUUCAUUACGGGUUUGAAUGACAAUUUCUCAACUGUGAAGUCACAGAUCUUGCUCAUUGAUCCUCUUCCUUCAAUCAACAAAGUUUUUCAUAUGGUGAUUCAGCAUGAACGCCAAGGUAAUUUCUCUGAGCCUGAUGAAUCUAAGAUUCUUGUCAAUGCAGCUAAGUCAAAUAAAGCUGCUUCUGGUUCCAAGCCUCCUCGUAAUUGCACUUAUUGUGGUAAGGAUAAUCACUUUGUUGAGAAUUGCUUCAAGAAGAAUGGUGUUCCUCCACAUAUGAAGAAGUUUGCAUCUGCUAAUGCUGCAACUGAGGGAGUGAUCGUGUAUCAGGGAGCCUCCUCUGAGCCAAUUGCAGCUGCUCCUCCUUCAAUGUCUCAAGAGCAGUAUGAUAAGCUAAUGUCACUGCUUCAGAAUUCUAAUCUUGCUUCUACUUCUGCCUCUGCAAGUUCAGUUAAGGUUGGUUCUUCUAUGGUCACUGAUCAUACAUCAGUGAUUCACAAAGGUAUAUCUCAUUCCCUUCAUAAUGCAUGUGUUCUUGGUACUUGGAUCAUUGAUUUAGGUGCUAGUCACCACAUAUGCAGUUCUUUAUCUUGGUUUCAAUCAUACAUUGAAAUUAAUCCUAUCAAUAUUACUCUUCCAAAUGGUAAUUUUGCUAUUGCAAAACUUUUUGGUACUGUUCAGUUUUCACCACAAUUUGUCAUUACUAAUGUUCUAUUUGUUCCAAAUUUUUCCAUUAAUUUGAUUGCAGUUUCAAAAUUGUGUCAGUCACCUCACUAUAUAGUCAAUUUUACUAAUUCACACUGUAUUAUUCAUGACAAGAAGAAUUUGAAGAUGAUUGGUUCAGCUGAUGAACAUGAUGGAUUGUAUCAUCUCAAGCUUACAAAUAAAGUAGCUCAUGUGGCAUCCAUUGAUGGAUCUAACCACAAAUCUAUCCCUAAGUCAGCUCUUUGGCAUUUCAGAUUAGGACACCCUUCCCACCUUAGAUUAGCUAGCUUGCACAAUAAAUUUCCCUAUGUAAUAGCAGAUCCAAAUGGAAUAUGUGACAUUUGUCACCUUGCUAAGCACAAAAAACUUCCCUAUGUAAUACCACUUUGA